This is a messenger RNA of Nymphalis io (European peacock), 1536 nucleotides long. Its product is annotated as anoctamin-6-like. The coding region runs from base 1 to 1536 and encodes 511 amino acids. Lineage: Eukaryota; Metazoa; Arthropoda; Insecta; Lepidoptera; Nymphalidae. The transcript is spliced from 15 exons. The record is from RefSeq and is a predicted model, not a curated record. Gene Ontology annotation, molecular function: chloride channel activity; protein dimerization activity. Gene Ontology annotation, biological process: chloride transmembrane transport.
AUGGAUAUCGAUAUCGAGAAUCCAGCUUUUACGGGCUUUUUCAAUGAAGGUCACAAACGAAUAGAUAUCGUCAUAGUAAUAAAUGAUAACGCUAAUAAGGAAAUACAAGAAAUACGUUUGAAUUUUUUUAUGAACGCCGUAAAAUUUGGUUUAGAGCUUGAACUAGAAGAAGGAAAGUUGGCUGAACACAAGAAUUUGAUAUUCGUUAAAGUACACGCUCCGGAUGUAAUAAUUGAAGAAUUCGGCCUAUCCUUUAAUGAGCCAAAAAAUCAAUAUCCCGGUCCUGUUAACUACUCAACUUUAGAGAGGAGCAUGAUCGUAUAUAAAAUUCUUCAACAGUUACCUUUUGAACAAUUUGAAAAUCACUAUGGAAUCAAUAAAUUAAUAAGUUCAAAUAUAAUAUUUGAUGCGUUUGCGUUACACGAUGGGCCAUACUUUAUUGUACCGAGGCAAGAAACGACCGAAUAUAUUAAUGCAAGACAAGCGCUUUUUUAUAAUUGGGUUGGCGUUAAUAAUAUAUGGAAGAUGCAACCCAUUCAUAUGAUAAGAGAGUAUUUUGGUGAAAGAAUUGCCUUCUACUUUGGUUACUACGAGUUUUUCAACAUAAUGCUAGCAAUUAUAAGUGUGGUUGGUGCAUGGAUUACAUAUGAUCAGUAUACUGGAACGCCUGAAUUUGAUGAACUCACAAUUUGCAAUGAGUGUAGAAACCUUACUAUCUGUCCUUUUAUUCCACAUACACAGUAUUGUACAGAAUUAAAGUUUAUUUCGAAAAUUGAUACCGAAGGCAUGCGAUUUUAUGCGUUUUUUGUCUGCCUUACGGGCAUUAUCUUUGUAAUAUUUUGGAAAAGAAAAGAAAUGUACCUUAUGUGGAUGUGGGAAAUGAAUGCAAAAUUAAUAAAAAAAAUACGCCGACCGGAGGUUCUACCUUUCACAAGAAUAUCCGACAAAAGUAUAAUUUUCAUUAUUCUAAGGGGGCUUUCAAUAUUUUUUACUAUGGCAAUAUUCAGUGCAUUGGUUAGCAUGAUUUUAUCAUACAUUCUAACGGAACUUGAAAAUUACAAAACAUACGCAUCAUACGAAAGAUCUCUUGCUAUUAGGAUGUAUGGAUUUGGUUUCCCGUCUACCUUUAUGUUACUAUUUUGCUAUUUGGUACUUGAAGAAAUUAUGUACAAGCAUCCUGUAGAUAAGAGUAAUUGGUAUACGCUAGAAGGCUUUGGAUUGAUGAACAAUGGUCUCGGAAAUUCCCUCGAUGAUAUAUGUGUGACUGUGGCGGUCAUAAUUGUUCUGGAUCAAGUCAUUUUUAAAAUUCCUACUAUUUUAUAUUAUAAAAUGACAGACUACGACCAAUUAUGUGUCUUUGAUAGUAAUAUACCAUGCUGGGAAAGAGAAUACAGAUUGCCAAAUCUUACUGAAAUGUUUAUACAUAACGGUUAUAAUGCGAUAGCAAUGCAAUUCGCAAUGGCCACCUUCUUAACAUGUACAUGCCCUAUUGUUCCUUUGUUUAUUUUCUUGGUGAAUUUGUGGGAUAUAAGGUGA